Messenger RNA from Thalassophryne amazonica, 2118 nucleotides. RefSeq lists its product as uncharacterized. Bases 10 to 1794 code for a protein of 594 amino acids. Gene Ontology annotation, cellular component: cytoplasm. The record is from RefSeq and is a predicted model, not a curated record. Gene Ontology annotation, molecular function: protein binding. Lineage: Eukaryota; Metazoa; Chordata; Actinopteri; Batrachoidiformes; Batrachoididae. The transcript has 13 exons.
UCUGACGUCAUGGAUUUGACGAGAUUGGCUGUGGACGCUGGUCAGUUCAUUAACCGGGCUGUUCAGUACACUGGAGAGACUCUGGGCCAGGCAGACAGGACAGAGGUGGACAGCGGGCUGGAAGAGCUCCUGGUCCAGGCAGAUGUCACCAAGACCUGGACAGAUCAGAUCAUCUCCCAGACUGAAGUUUUACUGCAGCCCAACCUCGGUGCACGGUUGGAGGACCGGCUGUAUCACCAUCUGGAUUGGAGCGUCCCAUCACGGCCACGAGCCCACGAGCUUCUCGGAGACCAAAUGAGUCAAGCUGGGUUGGAAGUGGGUUCAGACACACCCUACGGCGCUGCACUGCUUAGGUGUGGCGAUGCUCAAAAGCACCUCGGUGAGGCAGAUAAGCAUUUUGUCCAGAGUGCCCACAUCCACUUCCUCGCUCCUCUGCUGACUUUCACUGAUGGGGAAUACAGAACCAUACAGGAGGAGCGCAGGAUGCUGUUUAACAAGCGGUUGGACUUGGACAUAUCAAAGUCGAGGUUGAGAAAAGCCCAAGAGGCAGACGAACAGGCUAGAAAUCUGAACACAAACCUGCUAGAGAACGACUACUACUCUCAUGUGUCCUACAUGUUCAGUUUCCUGCGUGUUAAGUGGCUAAAGAUGUGGGCUCAGGAAAUUGCUCAAGCAGAGAUGGAGCUGAGGAUCUGUCAAAGUCUGUUUGAUCGACAAUUACAAAUUACAAGACGGCUUCUGGAAGGAAUCAGCAAGACUCAUACUGACCACAUGUGGUGCCUGACUGACUUUGUGGAUGCUCAGGCCUGCUACUACGCUCAGUGCCACCAAUAUGCACAGGCGCUCCACAAACAUCUAGCCAGAAUUCCUGCAAUGCUUUGUGCCAACAACUGGCAGUCCACCAUCCACCAUGUUGCCAAUGAAACUACAAGUCCAAUUCCCAUAGUUAUUCAUCAUGUUCCAGAUUUUGACCAAGAUUCUUGGACAAGGGAUCCACUGUGUGGAACUGAGCAAACAGGACAGCCGUCUGGAAAUAUACAACAGGCUGACUGGGCAAAUAAUAAUAAUAACAAUAACACUUCAUUAGUUGACAACCACCAUGCAACAGCUAACAUCCUGUCUCCUGCCAGCCAAGCAUCUAGUUAUGCCAAAUUAUGCAUGCCAAUUUGGGGCAGUCACCCACUAAAUCAGUGCAGUACAUCCAGCUGGACAGUCAGCAGGAGCAUGAUGAACAACAGAAUGGUGGCUGCCAAAUCUCCAGGUCCAAGCAGUAUAUUGACAUUUGGUGACAGAUUGAACCAAAUAUUAGCUACUGAUGCAGCAGGUAGUUUAUUAAAAACAAAUUCUCCAAAUCAGUUUCAGAUAGAAACUGCUUUUGGCACUGAAACCCCAACAACAAAUCACACAGGUGCUGAGACCCUGACAACCGAUGACAUGGCUGCCAAGACCCUGAUAACCAAUGAAAUGGCCGCAGAGACCUUGAUAACCAGUGGCAUGAUUGCUGAAAUCUUGACAAACAACAACAUGGCUACCGAGACCCUGACAACCAAUGAAAGGGUUGCUGAGAACCUGGCAACCAACGAAGUGGCUGCUGAGACCCUGAUAACCAAUGAAAGGGUUGCUGAGACCCUGACAACCAGUGACAUGGCUGCAGAGACCCUGACAACCAGUGACAUGGCUGCUGAGACCCUGACAACCAAUGAAGUGGCUCUGGAGACCCUGACAACCAAUGAAAUGGUUGCUGAGACCCUGGCAACCAAUAAAAUGGCUGCUGAGACCAAGUCUUUCUGCUGAUGUCAAAAGGGGUCAUGAAACAAGAACUACUUGAUAUAAACAAAAACAGUUGCCAGGAUUCAACCUCAGACAGUUAAUCAUUCAGUUUAAAUGAGGCAGAGCGUGUGACAUCAGAGCGUAGAGUUGUGUAAAGCUAAAGGGUGGAGUUAUCAUCUGACUGUCCUGUUAUCAAAGAGAUACCCUAAAGUUGAAAAUGCUACUUUGAUGUACAGUACAUCAGCGUGCAUUUGUGUUCAUGUGACCUUUCAGUAGGUUUACGUAUAUGGAUACGCCAGUACAUGUACCAGGAUGCGCAACUUUAACCUUAAUAAAAAGAUAUGCUAG